AUGCCGUGGAUGGGCCUGAUUACUGUUGUCAGCGCGAUCUUGCUGGAGGACAUGGCAGGUGUCCUGACAUAUCAGCCGAACAGCGUCCGCAGCUUUGCGAUAUUGCUCUCCUCAGUUUGCGGCAUGCUGGCAAAUGUCUCCUCGACCUGGGUUCUGGGCUUGACCUCUCCCAUCGCUCACAUCCUGCUGGGUCAGCUCAAGACGGUCUCCGUUCUUCUCGGCGGAUUUCUCUUUUUUGAUGCUCGGCCCGGCCUGAGAACUCUGCUGGGUGCCUUCUGUACACUUGUGGCCAUCACCAUGUACGCCUUGAGCAAGACCUUCAAGAGCGACAAGGAAGCCACGAGCUCUGCGAGCACCCGCGUAGACUGCGACGACGAGGAAGCGGCCCUUAAGGCUGCGCUUGCCGUGGCAGAGGGUGCCGUACUGUACAUACAGUUGGACAUCAACUGCGCACGGACGCCAAAGCAGCUCCUGUGCAAGGUUGGUGCUGCAGAUGCCGCCUAUUGGGAUGCGGUGUUGGAAGGUCUGGCCAGUGCAAUCGUUCUUGCUGUCCCCUCAGCCCUCACUCUGGGGAUUCUUAGCGCCCUGGCAAUCAAGAGUGCAAGCUUGUGGCCAUUUCUCUGGGCAAGCUCGCUGGAUCAGAGUAUUGAUGCUGUUGGUGUCAUGCUGGCAGUGCUUGCAGAUCUCACGCAGGAGUACAAGCCCGAGCGCUCGGCAACGCUUGGCCUGCUAGGCGCCUUCGUCACAGGAUACCUAGUUUACUUGUUUGCAAUGUGCACCCAGAGAUUUGCCUGGCAUACCAUGAAAGUCCGAGGCUUCUUGCUCUUCCUCCUGCCUGAGACCUCUGAGACUGCUGAGGUCGAGAGCCCCCAAGGGAGGGCGGCGGUGUCGGGCCGCAUCCCAGAGAUGCUCCAGGAGGGCGUGAACAUCUUACGCCGCCACCACGUCCUGCAGCGCUUGGCACUUGUGCUUUGUCUUGCAGGUGCCGGGUUCACAGCCCGAAACCUCUUCCUCAGGUUUUACCUUGCCAGCAAGCUGGGAGCAGACAAGGCCGACUUUGCGGUUCUGCUUCCAGCUUCCCUCCCGGGCAAGAUCGUCACCUUCGCGCUGAUUUUGCCAGCGCUAGUACAUACUUGCGGAGAACUCGCCGCCCUGAAGGUGGCCCUUCCCAUCUCGGGGGUUCUCACUCUGUGCAUCCUCGCCUCCGACGCCUUCUGGCAGGUCAUAGUCUGCUAUGCAGUCCUGGGUGGACCUGCGCUGAUGUUCGCACCCCUCAUGUCAGCCAUGAAAGCGAACCUCGUCGGUGAUGAGGAGCAGGGAAAGGUGCAAGGCGUGGUAGCAGCAUUGAGGGCCCUGGCAAAUGCCGCUGUCGGCUUUCUGCUGGGGAACGGCUUCCAUGCAGGCAGCCAGCCGAUGCGAGGUGUCCAGGCUGGCCUUUUCUUGGUCGUGUUGCUGGAAUUUGUAGCCUCCCUCGUGGCGCUGACUUUGCCCAACAGUUACAUCAUUGGUGAAUUUGCAAUCGCAUCAUCGGUGGUUGCAGGGGAAGAGAUCAGCGACACGGAGCUUGUGUGCACAGUGCACUCACAAGAUGACCCUGCAGAUGCAGGCUGUCCCGACAACAGCAGCAGCGAUGAGGAAGUUUGCAAGGAAAGACAACCUCUCCUCGCCAACAAGGAAGCUGCUGAUGAUCUACCACACGAGAUGCGGCAGCUCCGCGUUCACCACGCCAUGUUGCCAACGCCCCACAGGUUGGACCCACGGCUCCAAGGGCAGGUGGCAGCCUGGACUUUCCGAAAAUUUCCCAUGGAAGGAAAUGCAGGCGCAGAUGCCAGGGAUUCGACUCCCGCUGGUCGGCCGCUGAAUGUGGCCAUCUCAGCGCCUUUGCGGUAUCUUUGCCACAGGGCCAUGCCGUUCCAGCUCAUCCAGCUCAGGCGGCACCCACCGUUGCCAGAGGAGGUGCUGUGGUGCCGAAGGGCAGCAUGGUGGUGCACCUUCCUGCUG
Messenger RNA from Symbiodinium necroappetens, 2001 nucleotides. The record is from the annotation of a GenBank genome assembly. NCBI's taxonomy places the organism in Eukaryota, Dinophyceae, Suessiales, Symbiodiniaceae.